AGUGCACCUCCUGUACCUGAACCCCGUCCUCCUCCUUAACGUACACAUACACAUUAACCGCGUUAGCCUGUAGCUGGCUCGGCGGAGCGUCUUUAACCUGCCACCAUUCGCACUCUGCUCCUACUCUGAAGGAGACGUCUGAUGCUCCGUCAGCCCGGGUUUUAGUUCCUGGCGCUGUCACCCUCCUCUGCCUGUCAGCUGUGUGGGGCUACUGUAACUCCCACGACAACACCGCCAGGUAAACACCCAUGAAGACGCCGCGGUUGACCCCUCACCCAUGGGAGCCAGCUCAAUAACACAAGAGAGAACGCGUGGAGGUCGAGGCACCAUGGAUCUCUUGGCGCUCUCUCCAGUGGUAGCCCCACUCCACUGAUCUCUCCCUUUUCCCAUCUUUUCCUCCAUCUUCCCCCUUCAGCCUCCCCUCUUCCUUUUAUUCUUUCUUUCUUGCCCCUCACAACCACUCAGUCCUUACUUACAUCAUGGCAGGGGAGAAAGGUCCCAACAAGCGGAGCGCCAUGGACAUCAAGCGCCUGGCGAGCCUCAUUCAGAGAGGAACGGGCCGCCUGCUGGUGAUCGACAGCAGGACCUUUUCUGAGUACAACGCGUCACACGUGCAAGGUGCGGUCAAUGUCUGCUACUCCAAGCUGGUGAAGAGGCGACUGCAGCAGGACAAGGUCUCUGUCACCGAGCUGCUGCAGCCCAAUGGCAAAGUGAAGGUGGAGCUGGGCAGGAAGCAGGAAGUGGUGGUUUACGACCAAAGUUCCAAAGAGAGAGGGCACCUGUCCAAAGAUGGCUUUGUGCACAUCCUCAUGGGAAAGUUGGAGGGUACCUUCCACAAAGUCUCCCUGCUCACCGGAGGUUUCGCAGCUUUUUCCUCCUGUUUCCCCGGCCUGUGCGAGGGGAAGCCUGCCACUGCACUCCCAAUGAGCUUGUCCCAGCCCUGUUUACCUGUGGCAAAUGUAGGACCAACUCGCAUCCUGCCACACCUCUACCUGGGUUCACAGAAAGACGUUCUCAACAAGGAUUUGAUGUCUCAGAAUGGCAUCACCUAUGUCCUGAAUGCCAGCAACACCUGUCCCAAACCGGAUUUCAUCAGUGAGAGCCAUUUCAUGCGCAUCCCAGUGAACGACAAUUACUGCGAAAAACUGCUGCCCUGGCUGGACAAAACAAAUGAGUUUAUAGACAAAGCUAAGGUGUCAAACUGCAGAGUGAUUGUGCACUGCCUAGCUGGAAUUUCACGAUCAGCCACCAUCGCCAUUGCAUACAUCAUGAAGACAAUGGGCUUGUCAUCAGAUGAUGCCUACAGGUUCGUAAAGGACAGGAGGCCGUCCAUAUCCCCAAACUUUAACUUCCUGGGUCAGUUGCUGGAGUUUGAGAAGGGCCUGCGAUUACUACAAGCUUUAACUACAGAUGACAAGAAGUCUGAAAACAACUCCAAACAAAGCUCUGAGGUUAAUGGGGUCUCUGCUGGUUUUGAGAUCAACGGUCACCACACCAGCUGUGACUCAUCGGUGGCAGAUCCUCACACCAAGACUGAACCCAAGUUACCAUCUCCCACUUCCCUCCAGCAGGGCUUUAACGGCCUGCACCUCUCGGCAGAGAGGAUUAUGGACACUAACCGUCUCAAACGCUCUUUCUCUCUGGACAUUAAAUCUGUCUACUCUCCUAGCAGUCCACAUUGCCCCAGCAUGGCACCCACUCAUUCUGAAGACAUCCCCAAACUGUGCAAGCUCGACAGCCCUGGAACCGGCACCUCCAAUGGUGUCUGCUCCCCGUCGCCCGUCCUCGACAGCCCCGGCUCUUUCGAUUCACCAUUCCCCUCACCGAGCAGCGGGGGUAGCAUUGGGGGUUUGGGUGGAAGUGAAGGACUCUAUCGAUCUGGCACAUCCUCAUCCAGAACUAGAAGAAAAACUAAGCACAGCUGUGGUAAUUCUCCAGUCCACUCCCAUCAGCAUCAUCCUCCCCAAUCCCUCAGCUUGUCGCUGGACCACAAGAGCCCCAGCCUGGAAGAAAACCUCAGGGGUUCCCCGCUCCUCUCGCUACCCUCCCUGCCAUCUUUGGGUUCUGGGGCUAUGUGGACCAAACACAGAGACACUGUCCAGGCUACAACUCCUGUCACUCCAGUCACCCCAACCACGGACGCUCCCUGGCAUUUUGGAGCAGACGAAGGUGGUCAGGGAGAAAUGGAGCUGGGAGGAGGAGAUGGAAGGAGAGAGGAGUCAUCGGUGCGGUUUGGUAGCAGCUCAGCAUACGUGGCGUUUGGAUGUAGCGAAGGCGCCAGGUUACGGGACAAAUCCCAGAGGGAGAAGCCCUCAGGGUCUCAGACACAGAGGGACCACUGGGAUUCCACGUCCGCCAGCUCGAGUAACAGUGUUCCUGCAUCAGAAAAACAGUUCAAGCGCCGCAGCUGUCAGAUGGAGUUCGAGGAGGGCAUCUCCGAGACAAGGUCCAGGGAAGAACUGGGGAAAAUCGGGAAGCAGUCAAGCUUCUCCGGAAGCAUGGAGAUCAUUGAAGUGUCCUGACAGAUAAUGGACCUGGUGAAUGCUGUCCCGUGGGGGCAAAAAUGGACCUGUUUUAAGGGAGUGCCAGAAGAAGAAAAAUGAGGUGGAGCCAAUGAAGGUUUUUUUUUUGUGCUCCCCUCCACAGACAGUGUUAAAGACUCCAAUUGAGGGAAGGGCAGAUACAAGCUGAGAGUUAAUGUGAACAGUUUGCAAACCUGGACUGACAGAGCCUCAGAUGUGAUGUUUUAGGUAGUCAUACUUAUUCUGAACUCUUAGAAAUUGGAGGAAAUCCUGGGGGAAGGGGAGUUAAAGUUGUGGCUGUUGGUACUGCAAUUUUUUAUUUCUGUCACAGGUUAAAAGAUAUCACCCCAAGUAAGCAUCACAUUGCAUCUUGAUCAUACAAAAUUCCCUGAUGUUCAGACUCGUACUGUUUAUCUGUGGUUAAAUGUAGUGUGGGCUUCAGUGGGUGUACAGCUUGUGAUUUGAUCCUAGCCCCAUGUUUCGUCCCGAAGUUCCACCCCUGUGUCAGAGAACCCUGCACGGCUACAUCCGCCCACCACCACCUUUCCCCUGUGGUCCGGCCCGCCCCAAAUGCUGCAAAAGAACACCACCAACUGUAGUGGACUUAAUAUUACUGUGUCCUCCUACUAUCACAGCACAAAGCAGAGAGGUCCAACGGACUUAACAUAAAGACGGUACUGCAUUCAAAUAACGAAGGAUCCUCUGUAUUCUGUUGAGGAAAAGACUUGUAACAAUGGACAGUGUGUCCCUCCAAAGCACAGUACAUUUAUUCUGACUUUGGCUCCUUUUGUUUCAAAUGUUAACAGCAUGAUAAGACUGAGGUUUCCGGAUCCCCCCAGGCCUUUCCCCACUGAGCCACUAUGGCCAGAAGAGAGCAUGCACCUGAAAGGCUGACUACAGACAGACAAAUACUAUAUAUAUACAAUAUGAAUAUAUAUAGCAAUUUUAAUGAACUUCUGUUCAGUUAUAGUUUUAAUUUAUUGUACUGCUUCAUUCUGGUAAUGAGAAAUAAUAUAAUGUUUUGUGGAUUCUUUUUUUUUUCUUCUGUUGAAUUGUUAUUAUUAUUUGAUGUAUGGUAUUUAUGAACACACACUCAUUACAAAUACACACAUUCAACAAAAUUCAAGCAAGCAAUAUGUGCUGUUCCUUUUGUUUGAGAGAGUGAUGUAUGACUUUGAGAUGCACUUUUCUGCUGAGUGAUUACCAUUCACAUCCUGACAACACGAUAUUCCAAUAUUUUAUAUUUUGCUUCUGUUUUAUAAAAAGAAAAGGCACAGAAGUCCCACUGAUGAGUUCUUUAACCGGACCUCUGUAUUGUGAAUUCAGGAGUUUGUCACAACUGAGGGCCCAAUUAUGACUGAAAAGACUGUUUUACUCAGCUGUGUGGAGAUAAGAAAAGAGCAGCCUAACAACUCCUUGACCAUACUCUUAUAUAUGUUGAAGCAAAUGAGCCUGUCUUACAGCUAUGGCUGUG
This is a messenger RNA of Xiphophorus maculatus (southern platyfish), 3996 nucleotides long. RefSeq names its product dual specificity phosphatase 8 (gene dusp8a). Gene Ontology annotation, molecular function: MAP kinase tyrosine/serine/threonine phosphatase activity; protein tyrosine/threonine phosphatase activity. Gene Ontology annotation, biological process: protein dephosphorylation; negative regulation of MAPK cascade. Gene Ontology annotation, cellular component: cytoplasm. The record is from RefSeq and is a predicted model, not a curated record. Bases 480 to 2522 code for a protein of 680 amino acids. NCBI's taxonomy places the organism in Eukaryota, Metazoa, Chordata, Actinopteri, Cyprinodontiformes, Poeciliidae. The transcript has 7 exons.